AUGUGGCCAGCGAACUCCCCAGACCUUAAUCCAAUUAAGAACCUGUGGGCCUUGCUGAAAUGGCGCCUCAACCACAACUAUCCAUUGCCGUCGUCGACUGUGGUGCUUAGACAGCAGAUUCAAGAGGUGUGGGAUGCGGUGACUGCGGCUGAGAUUAGUCGAAUGACGGGCUCGUUCAGAACGCGUUGCGAGAAGGUGAUCGCUCGUGAGGGUCGCCACACGGGCUAUUGA
Molecule: messenger RNA, 231 nt
Organism: Zymoseptoria tritici IPO323
Lineage: Eukaryota; Fungi; Ascomycota; Dothideomycetes; Mycosphaerellales; Mycosphaerellaceae
Exons: 1
Coding region: 1-231 (76 amino acids)
Molecular function (GO): nucleic acid binding
Source: RefSeq, a predicted model, not a curated record